UCCCAGUGACUACAUAGGCAGCCGGUGCCAGUAUCCAAAUCCCUGCAGUCCUUCGCCAUGCCGCAACGGUGGCGAAUGCCGUGCUGUUUCCCAUAGCAACACGUUCGAUUUCCGCUGCGUGUGCCGCCUGGGUUUCACUGACCGACUGUGCCUGACCCCCACCAACCACGCCUGUAUGAGCUCCCCCUGUCGCAAUGGAGGAACAUGCCAUCUCAUUGCCCUCAAUGCCUACCGCUGCGACUGUCCACCUGGAUGGUCUGGUAAAACCUGCCAGGCUGCCAACCCAUGUGCUUCCAAUCCAUGUGCAAAUGGUGGCCUGUGCUCAGCCUUAGAAUCCACCUACAUCUGCAAAUGCCCACGCGCUUUUACUGGUCAAACCUGCAAGCAGGAUGUGAACGAGUGUGCCCAGACUCCCUCUCCCUGUCUCAAUGGCGGCGUAUGCGUGAAUGAGGUGGGCUCGUACCACUGCCGUUGUCCUCAAGAGUACACAGGCCAGCACUGCGAGAACCCCUAUCUGCCAUGCAGCCCGUCACCAUGCCAGAAUGGAGGCACUUGCGUCCAGAAGGGGGACACCGCUUACGACUGUAGCUGUCUUCCAGGCUUCACAGGCCACAACUGUGAGGUCAACAUCGAUGACUGUCCAGGCCACAGCUGCCAGAACGGUGGUGUUUGUGUGGACGGGGUGAACACCUACAACUGCCGAUGCCCACCUCAUUACACAGGUCAAUACUGCACAGAAAAUGUGGACGAGUGCGAGCUGAUGCCCAAUGCAUGUCAGAAUGGCGGGACAUGCCAUGACACGCAUGGUGGCUAUCACUGCGUCUGUGUAAAUGGGUGGACCGGCGACGACUGCAGCGAGAACAUUGAUGACUGCGCCAGUGCAGCUUGUCACCACGGUGCCACCUGCCACGACCGCGUGGCCUCAUUCUUCUGCGAGUGCCCUCAUGGACGCACAGGUCUGUUGUGCCACCUUGAUGAUGCCUGCAUCAGCAACCCAUGCCAGAAGGGCUCCAACUGCGACACCAACCCAGUCAAUGGCAAGGCAAUAUGCACCUGUCCCCCAGGUUACACUGGAUCGGCCUGCAACCUGGAUAUCGAUGAGUGCUCUCUGGGUGCCAACCCCUGUGAGCAUGGCGGUCGCUGCCUCAACACAAAGGGCUCCUUCCAGUGCAAGUGCCUCCAAGGGUAUGAAGGGCCUCGUUGUGAGAUGGAUGUCAACGAAUGCAUGUCUAAUCCUUGCCACAAUGAUGCCACCUGCCUGGACCAGAUUGGAGGGUUCCACUGCAUCUGCAUGCCAGGAUAUGAGGGUGUGUUCUGCCACAUCAACACAGAUGAGUGUGCCAGCCAACCUUGUCUCAACAAUGGCAAAUGCAUUGACAAGAUCAACUCCUUCCACUGCGAGUGCCCCAAAGGCUUUUCAGGGAGUCUCUGUCAGGUGGACGUUGACGAGUGUGCCAGCACACCCUGCAAGAAUGGAGCUAAAUGUACUGAUGGACCCAACAAGUACACCUGUGAAUGUGCUGAAGGAUACACAGGGCAGCACUGUGAGAUUGACAUCAAUGAGUGCUACUCCAAUCCCUGCCACUAUGGCACCUGCAGGGAUGGCCUGGCUUCCUUCACCUGUCAGUGCCGCCCAGGCUACACUGGCCGCUUGUGUGAAACUAACAUCAACGAGUGUCUAAGCCAGCCCUGUAAGAACGGCGGCAUUUGCCAGGACAGGGAGAAUACAUACAUCUGUUCCUGCCCACAAGGCACUGCGGGUUUCAAUUGUGAAGUGAACCUGGAUGACUGCAAGAGCAAGCCCUGUGACUACGGGAAGUGCAUCGACAAAAUAAAUGGCUAUGAAUGUGCAUGCGAGCCCGGUUACACAGGAGCAAUGUGUAACAUCAACAUUGACGACUGUGCCAUCAACCCCUGUCACAAUGGAGGCACAUGUGUGGAUGGCAUCAAUAGCUUCACCUGCCUGUGCCCAGAGGGAUACAACGAUGCCACCUGUUUGUCCGAGGUUGACGAGUGUAGCAGCAACCCCUGCAUACAUGGCAGAUGUCAGGACCUUCUUAAUGGAUACAAAUGUACCUGUGACUCUGGCUGGAGCGGCCAAAAUUGCGACAUCAAUAACAAUGAAUGUGAGUCCAACCCAUGCAUGAACGGAGGAACCUGUAAGGAUAUGACCAGCGGAUACCACUGCACGUGCCGAGUUGGCUUCACAGGUCCUAAUUGCCAAACUAACAUCAAUGAGUGCGCCUCCAACCCCUGCCUCAACCAGGGCACUUGCAUCGAUGAUGUGGCUGGAUACAAGUGCAAUUGUUUGCUGCCUUACACCGGGGAAAAUUGUGAGACUCUACUGGCCCCCUGCACUCCCAGGCCAUGUAAAAAUGGUGGAAUAUGUAAAGAGUCGGAAGAUUAUCAAAGCUUCUCCUGCCUCUGCCCUGAAGGAUGGCAAGGUCAAACAUGCGAGAUCGAUAUCAAUGAAUGUGUGAAGAGCCCAUGCCGCAAUGGCGCCCUUUGCCUCAACACCAUGGGAGGUUACCAGUGCAAGUGCCAGCCGGGUUACUCUGGCCAGAAGUGUGAGACAGACAUCGAUGACUGCAAACCAAAUCCCUGCAGUAAUGGUGGCCUGUGCCGCGAUGGCAUCAACAGUUUCACAUGCACCUGUCCGCCCGGGUUUCGUGGUGGCAGAUGCGAGCAGGACAUAAAUGAGUGCGAGAGCAACCCGUGCAGGAACGGGGCCAACUGCACCGAUUGUGUGAACAGCUACACCUGCACCUGCCCACCUGGCUUCAGCGGUAUCAACUGUGAGAUCAACACAAACGACUGCACUGACAGCUCUUGCUUUAAUGGCGGCACCUGUGUGGAUGGAAUCAACACUUUCACCUGCUUGUGCUUACCCGGAUUCACAGGCAGCUAUUGUCAAUAUGAUAUCAAUGAGUGUGACUCCAAGCCAUGCCUCAAUGGAGGCACUUGUCUUGACAGUUAUGGGACCUACAAAUGCACCUGUCCUCAUGGCUACACGGGGAUCAAUUGUCAGAAUCUUGUGCGCUGGUGUGACUCUGCUCCCUGCAAAAAUGGAGGCUCGUGUUGGCAGCAAGGGGCCUCCUACACCUGCCAGUGUCAGACUGGAUGGACUGGCCUCUACUGUGACAUCCCAAGUGUUUCCUGUGAGGUGGCAGCUAAACAGCAAGGUGUUGACGUGGCUCACUUAUGCCGGAAUUCAGGCCAGUGUCUGGAUGCUGGAAACACGCAUUAUUGCCGCUGCCAAGCUGGCUACACUGGCAGUUACUGCCAGGAACAGGUGGACGAGUGCUCACCCAACCCUUGCCAAAAUGGAGCCACCUGCACUGAUUAUCUAGGAGGCUACAGUUGUGAGUGUGUCCCUGGCUACCAUGGUGUGAACUGCUCAAAAGAGAUCAAUGAAUGUCAGUCUCAGCCCUGCCAAAAUGGAGGGACCUGCAUCGACCUAAUCAACACAUACAAGUGCUCGUGUCCCAGAGGAACACAAGGUGUCCACUGCGAGAUUAACUUAGAUGACUGCAACCCCUCCAGAGACCCACUCACUAAUGAACCCAAGUGCUUUAACAAUGGCAAGUGUGUGGACCGCAUUGGAGGCUACCAGUGUGUGUGCCCACCGGGUUAUGUAGGUGAGCGCUGUGAAGGGGACGUCAAUGAGUGUUUGUCAGAUCCUUGUGACCCCAGAGGCUCCUACAACUGCAUCCAACUCACCAACAGCUACCGGUGUGAAUGCCGCACUGGGUAUACAGGCCAGCGUUGUGACAAGGUAUUUGAUGGCUGCAAAGGGCGACCUUGCAGAAAUGGGGGGACAUGUGCUGUUGCCAGUAACACACCUCAUGGUUUUGUCUGCAAAUGUCCACCUGGUUUCACUGGCUCCACCUGCGAGUAUGACUCUCGUGCCUGUGGGAGUCUGAAUUGCAGGAAUGGUGGCACGUGUGUGUCAGGCCACCUAAGUCCACGGUGCCUGUGUCCUUCAACCUUCACCGGGCCUGAGUGCCAGACUCCGACUGACAGCCUCUGCAUCUCGAACCCCUGUUACAAUGGUGGCACUUGUCAGAUAACUCCAGACCCUCCGUUUUUCCAGUGUAGCUGCCCCAGCAACUUCAAUGGUCUGCUCUGCCAUAUACUUGACUACUCGUUCGUUGGCGGGUUUGGCCGGGACAUCACCCCACCUCCGGAGGUGGAGAUGAGCUGCGAGAUUCCACAGUGUGACGAGUUUGCAGGAAACCACAUCUGCAACUCAGUGUGCAACAACCACGCCUGCGGCUGGGAUGGAGGAGACUGUUCGCUUAAUUUUGAUGAUCCGUGGCAAAACUGCUCCUCUGCUUUACAGUGUUGGCGAUACUUCAAUGAUGGGAAGUGUGAUGGGCAGUGUAAUAGCCCUGGGUGUCUCUAUGAUGGUUUUGAUUGCCAAGGACAAGAAGGACAAUGCAACCCUCUAUAUGAUCAGUAUUGUAAAGACCACUAUGCUGAUGGUCACUGUGACCAGGGCUGCAACAACGCAGAAUGUGAAUGGGAUGGACUGGACUGUGCCAACAACAUGCCAGAGAAACUGGCUGAUGGACAUUUAGUUCUUGUGGUCCACAUCCCACCAGAUGAGCUUAAGAACCGAUCUUCAGCCUUCCUCAGAGAGCUCAGCAGUGUCCUUCACACUAAUGUGGUGUUCCGCCGUGACGCCAAAGGAGAACCCAUGAUCUUCCCUUACUAUGGCAAUGAGCAAGACCUUGUUAAGCAUAAUGUGCUGAAGCGCUCUGCAGAUGGGUGGCCCGACUGGGCUUCGAUGCCAGCCAGUGUUUUGGAUCAAGUUAAAGAGGGUGUGUCAUCCAUCGUCAGCUCCCGGAAACGCAGAGAGUUGGAUCCUUUGCAAAUCAAAGGGUCUGUGGUGUACCUGGAGAUUGACAACCGUCAGUGUUACCAGCAGUCUACUGAAUGCUUCCAGAGUGCCACAGAUGUAGCUGCAUUCCUUGGAGCACUGGCCACCAGUGGGAAUCUCAAUGUUCCCUACAUUGAAGCUGUCACAAGCGUGAGACCUACGCCCUCUGAUUCAGAGCUCUACCCCAUGUAUAUAAUCUUCCUCGGUUUGGCUGCUCUGGGUUUCAUCUGUCUGGGUGUUCUGGUGUCCCGUAAGCGGCGACGAGAGCACGGCCAGCUCUGGUUUCCUGAAGGAUUCAAAGCAUCGGAGCCAAGCAAAAAGAAACGCAGCGAGCCACUGGGAGAGGAUUCUGUUGGCUUAAAGCCAAUGAAACACUCGGACAUGAACCUUAUGGAUGACAACCAAAAUGAAUGGGAGGACGAGGAUCCGGAGUGCAAGCGCUUCAGGUUUGAGGAACAGGCCAUGUUGGAUUUGGGUGAUCAUACAGAUCAUAGGAAAUGGACACAGCAACAUCUGGAUGCAGCGGACCUGCGGAUUGAAUCCAUUGCUCCUACACCUCCUCAGGGAGACAUAGAGAAUGGAUGCAUGGAUGUCAAUGUCAGAGGACCAGAUGGUUUUACUCCCUUGAUGAUCGCCUCCUGCAGCGGUGGAGGACUGGAGAAUGGCAACAGUGAAGAGGAAGAGGAUCCAUCGGCAGAAAUAAUCUCUGACUUUAUUUACCAGGGCGCCAACCUCCAUAACCAGACUGACCGUACAGGCGAGACUGCCCUCCACCUGGCUGCCCGCUAUGCCCGCUCAGAUGCUGCCAAACGCCUCUUGGAAUCCAGCGCAGAUGCCAACGUUCAGGACAACAUGGGUCGCACACCGCUUCAUGCAGCCGUGGCAGCAGAUGCACAGGGAGUGUUCCAGAUUUUAAUCCGAAACCGUGCUACUGAUCUUGACGCCCGCAUGCACGAUGGAACAACACCAUUGAUUCUGGCGGCCCGUUUAGCGGUUGAGGGCAUGGUUGAAGAACUUAUCAACUGUCACGCCGAUGCUAAUGCCACAGAUGAAUCUGGUAAAUCUGCUCUGCACUGGGCUGCAGCUGUAAACAAUGUGGAGGCUGCUGUGGUACUGCUGAAAAAUGGUGCCAACAAAGAUAUGCAAGAUAAUAAGGAAGAAACGCCGCUCUUCUUGGCAGCCCGUGAAGGGAGCUAUGAGACAGCGAAGGUUCUUCUGGAGCAUUUUGCCAAUCGCGAGAUCACUGAUCAUCUUGACCAGCUGCCCAGAGAUAUUGCCCAGGAACGCAUGCACCAUGACAUUGUGCGUCUUCUGGAUGAAUACAAUGUGGUCCGGAGUCCUGGGCUUCAUAGUGCACCCCUAAGCACCUCCACCCUCUCCCCACCUCUCUGCUCCCCCAAUGACUAUCUCAGCAACCUCAAGCCAAACGUUUCGGGCAAGAAGAUUCGUAAGCCUAGCUCGGGUGGAAAAGGAGGAAAGGACAACGGCAAAGAUAAUAGGCUGAAGAAGAAAAAGUCAGUGGAUGGGAAGAGUAACUUGCUAGACACAUCAGGUGUCCUCUCACCAGUUGAUUCCCUCGAGUCACCCCACGGCUACCUUUCCGAUGUUGCCUCGCCUCCCAUGGCUUCCCCCUUUCAGCAAUCGCCCCCAAUGUCUUUAAAUCACCUGCAGGGGAAUGGAGAUUCCCAUCCUGGCCAGAUGAACAUGGGUAAGGAUCUGAGUUGCAUGGCUUUUGAUCCUAACCCACCCCGUCUCUCCCAUUUGCCUGUGUCCAGCCCCAACAGUCAGGGCGCAGCAUCUAUAGGUGGUAGCAGAGGGGGGCAGUGUGAUUGGGUCUCCAGGAUGCACUCAAGCAUAGGCCAGCAAGGAAGCUUCACCCAACCACCACAGAUAACCCAUAACAUGAUGGGUCCUCUGCAUGGUGUCAGUACUGCCACCCUGUCUCAGAUAAUGGGCUACCAGAAUCUGCAAACCAGCCAUCUGGGCUCGUCCGCUCACAUGAUGCAACAGGCUCACUCGCGGCAGCUCCAGCACCAGAACUCUAACAACACCACAGCCGCUCAGUCCCUCAACCAGAGUUUCCCAACUGUUGAGCUGAAUGGAUCUGACAUGCAGCAAAACAACUGCUCAGGCCGCACCAUGCCCAUCCACACGGUGAUGCCGCAGGAGACCCAGAUUCUUGGCACCCAGUUUCUCACCCCUCCAUCUCAGCACAGCUAUUCAGGCCCAAUGGACAACACACCUAGCCACCAGCUACAGGUGCCUGACCACCCAUUUUUAACCCCCUCCCCUGGGUCCCCUGACCAAUGGUCCAGCUCUUCCCCACAUUCCAACAUGUCUGAUUGGUCAGAGGGCAUCUCCAGCCCUCCCACAAGUAUCCACUCGCAGAUGAAUCUAAUCCCAGACCAGUUUAAGUAAAAACUUGUAAAAUGGACUGAACUCUUGUGUGGACUACAUAAAAAUAUCCAAUGUUCACCAUGAAAGACACAGAAAAAACUUGUUUCAAGACUGAACAUGUUCUUUUUUUCUAUUAUCAGUUUUUAUACUAAUGACAAGAACAAUUUUAGUAAUUUUGUAUUUAUUUAUGUGCUUUUUUGACCUGAAAGAUAAAGAUGUUUUUAUAUUUAUGCUUUUAAAUUUUUAUUGUUUUGGGGUUUUUUUGUUCUGUUUUUUUAUGUAUGGGAAGACUAGAACCCAUAAAAGGGAGUGUAUAUCAGAAAACAGCUCCUGAGUGUGUACACUGGCUAUUUAUUUCUGUCUUCUGUUGAUAUAUUUACUCAAUUUAUUUUAAUAUUUUGACGUAUUGGUCUUGACAGAUUUUAUCCUUGGGUUGCUUUAUGUUUGUACUUUUUAAAAAAAAUUAUAGAUUAUUUUAAAGUUUCAGUAUUAAUUAUAUUCUAACCUCGUUUGUCCUUUUAAUUUCCACAAUUUUUGUUACUAAACUACAUUUCACUAAGUCUUAUCAGAGUCUGCUUUGAUCAGAUUUGUACAUAAAGCAUCACCUUUCAUGAUGUUGCUUGCUACACUAUUCUCUGUAAAAAAUAAUGGUGGAGACAGUAACUGAGCAAAGGUAUCAAAGAUAUAAUACUUUAAAAAUGUUGGACCUUAAAGCACAGAACAACUAUGUCCUGUCGGCUGGGAGCUGCUUUUGAGAAUAUGAGAGUAUAAAUCAUCUCAGUAAAUCUGAGCCUAUUCUAUUGAAUAGCAGUCUUGGCUGGCAAUGAGUAAUAGAUUUGUGGUCAUUUGUGAUGCAAGGACUGUUUCUUUAUUGCAUACUUUUAUCACAAAUCAACGAUUACAUGUUUAACCUGUUUUGUGUUAAAUGGCAAACCUGUAGUAGAACACUGAAAUGUUACAUUUGCCACAAUUUCAAAUAGUGCCAGUGCUUUUUGAAACGCAGUGUAUGUGUGUGUGAAUUUUCUUGUAAAAAAUGUGGGGCAGAAAUUGUGAAGGAAGCUGGGACCUUUGUAUGUUUAAUAGAAUCACCUGCACUUUUAAAGGAGUGUGGUUUAAGGUGUUUAAAUGUCACGUUUUAUAAACUAAUCCAGAGGUAAAGGUGUUUUUUUUUAAGAAAAAAUAAUGAAUUCAAAAUCAAACUUCAUGCAAAGUUGUAGUUUGCUAAGAAAUAUUUGCUGAAUAAAAAUGUUUUGUAAAAAUUGUCUUGAUUCAAUAAAAGCUAUUGUUAAACUUUAAAA
This is a messenger RNA of Neolamprologus brichardi, 8577 nucleotides long. The record is from RefSeq and is a predicted model, not a curated record. Lineage: Eukaryota; Metazoa; Chordata; Actinopteri; Cichliformes; Cichlidae.